GAAAAGCUUCCUCACAGAGCUGUCAGCGCGUCUUUGGCGGCUCAGGAUUACAAGUAGAUUCGUUUUAAACUUCCAGAAAACCUUUUGAAUAGCUCAUUCAAAGAACGGCGCAGGGGAAUGGGUGGCCCUCUUGCACGCGGUGUCAGAAACGAUUAGCCCGGGAGAAGAGUGAGGCUUACAGCGAAAGCUAUUCACGGCAUUGCGGGAGGGAGAAUAUAAUUCACUCCAAACAAUCCUCUCCGUCCCACUCACCUAAUUGUUUGAUAUAGUAUGUGUCCACUUAAACCCAUGAGCAUGAAACAUUGGUAUUUUAAGCAGAAACAUCAAAGUGGGAACAUUUUAGCCUGAAAAGGGAAAAGCGAAGCAAACAUAUUUAUCUUACAGGCAUAGCUCUGUGAAGCCACGGUGCAUUGUUUAUGCAUUUGUCAUAGUGUGUCGGCCUAAACCCUAGAGAACCGUCUUGCCUAACGGUGAAAUUAUGUAGAACACCGGGGAAGUAAAUCAGUCAAGAUUUAGAAGAUAUAGCUUUUCAAUUUGGGUGUUUAAUACAUAGUCGCCUGAAAUUCGAAUACACACUGGAGGCUAGAUAUUCAAAUAGACAAUUACGGUGAUUCUUCAGAGCGUUAGGUCCCUGUACUAGAUUGAUUUAAUUCCAUAUGUCAACCAACCAUUUCGCCGACUCUUGACUUUCUCAUAACUUACUUUCCCAACACGGUUAUUGCAAUGGAUUUCAGUUAGUGAAUGUGACUUGUUAGCACAACGCCCCAAACUGGCUUGUCUGCUUAAUAAGGAAGUAGCCGAAUCCCUCGCGCACCUGACGCAUGCAAGUCUCCCCCGCAGUACUAAACAUUUUAUUUGAACGAAAACGACAUCAGGCUACAAGUCCAAAAGGAUGUCGGAGGCAGAAGAAGACACGUUCAAGGCCGUUGAGUUGGAUCAACAAGCACCAGGGUCCGCCUCAACUGACCCCACUCCCGUUCAACCGGCUGCAGCUGAACCGAGUUCACCGGCGCUUCAGUCUCCCGUGACCCCUUCCACGGAGAGCGCGGGACCCGCCAUGCCGCCCAGCGCCCAGUCGAAGGAGAAUCAGUGGACGUCAGCAGUGAACCAGUUCAAACUGAAGAGGUUUUUUGUCUUGAGGCCCGGGACUCUGGACCAGGCUGUGGAGGACGUUAAGGGCCUGGUGGAUCAGCAGGUGGAUGGGAGAGUCCUCAGCACCUGGCUGCUGGCUGAGGUGGACCACUGGAACAAUGAGAAGGAGCGCUUGGUGCUGAUCACAGAGGGUUCUCUCCUGGUCUGUAAGUACGACUUCGUCAUGCUGAACUGUGACACCAUCCAGAGGAUCCCUCUCAACUUUGUCGACCGCAUCGCCCACGGCAACUUCACCUUCCCACCACGCUCCCUCAUCUCGCGGGAGGGAGACGGUGUGCGUGUGUUCUGGGACCGUCUGAGGGAACCCUCCUUCAGCUCUCGCUGGAACCCGUUCUCCACAGACUACCCCUUCAGCACCUUCACCAGCCACCCCGUCAGGGGCAACAGCGACAAGCUGGCCGCGCUCUGCCAUGUCCAGGGCUUCCGGGAGCAGCUAGCGGAGGCUGCACGUGAGGCCCACAGCAAGGUGCCUGUUCCUGGGAAGGCCAACGGGGUCCUGGUCCUGAACCAGCCCCUCUUCAUCGACGCCACAGUGGGCCUCAUGUCCAUCAUUGGCAACCAGAACAAGCUGGGCUACUGCCUGGCCAGGGGCAACAUCGGCUUCUAAUCUCUGCUCAGGAAGAUGUUCACGGAAAGUACAGCCAUGUAGAGAAGAGAGUCUGUUUAGAGAAAUCACAUUGGUCUUACGUUGGUUUGGCACUGAAUACAAUGGAGUGAUUAUUAUUUUUGUUGAUCUGUUAUAUUUAUAUUUUGCUGCGCGGGAUCUUUUGGGGUAUUUGUUUGAGUCUUGAUGUGCUUUACCGUUCUGUUCUAGAAUGUGCUUCACCAUUCUGUUCUAGAAUGUGCUUCACCAUUCUGUUCUAGAAUGUGCUUUACCGAAGCACUGGAAGUUCUAGAAUGGUAAAUCUUUUAGUAACUUAUUCUUUGUCGUCUCCUCAGGAAGUUAACUUGGAUUCCAUAAAACAUUCAUGUCCCUUACUGUUCCGUCCACACUGUCAACAUACAUUUGUCUCAUACAACUACUUAAAUGCCCAAUUUCUUGGUUUAAUUAAAGCAUGGGAACGUAUGCAUCUACACCUCACCACGUUUUGUGGUUUUGCGUUUGCCUUGCUGUAAUAAUGGACCUGUUUGGUAAGCAGAAUAUCCCUGUGUGCACUUCCCUGUCACACCAGCUCUUAGACGCUCGCUGGAGCAUGGAGGUGCAUGUGUCAGUUUGGUUUUAUCAUGAGCAGUGUAUUAUUACAGUGUGCAUGGCCCUGGAAUUUCCCCUUGUAGGUGUACCAUGAAUCUGUUUGUCAUGUUUGUAUCUAAUCCACGGCUCUUCUCCCCAGUCAAAGAUAAACACCCUUGUGUGUUUUUCCUUGAUUGGAUGAGGGGGGUGCGUUUGCUGUGUGUCAUAAACUCGUAUUUGCUUUUUAUGUUGGAAACACUUAACCCUUAAAACAAGAUGGCUUCUUGUCUCCCUCUUGUAUAACUCUUUUGGAUUCUGACUGACAAGUGCACAAUAAACCGGAUGCUCAACAA
Molecule: messenger RNA, 2676 nt
Organism: Osmerus eperlanus (European smelt)
Lineage: Eukaryota; Metazoa; Chordata; Actinopteri; Osmeriformes; Osmeridae
Gene: tprg1
Product: tumor protein p63 regulated 1
Exons: 6
Coding region: 893-1759 (288 amino acids)
Cellular component (GO): cytoplasm
Source: RefSeq, a predicted model, not a curated record